CCCAGACGGGGUAUUAUAAAAUCACCAUUCAUCUAUCUCCCUGAAAGCACAUCCCCUGACGACGGUGAAGCUGCAUUAAAGAAGGAAAUAUGGCCUCCAUGUCAGCCGCCACCGCCCUACGAGCCACCUUCCAUCAACACCGCCUGAAUUCCGUCACAAAUGUCUCUACCUUCCCCACCACCGUCACCCUCCCCUCUUCCACUAAGCCAGCGUCCAUUUCUUGUAACUCAACAGCCAACGCCGCCGUUGCACAUGUCCAAACUCCGCCUCCCUCCGUCGUUUCUUCAGAUCGGGUCUUCAACUUCGCGGCUGGUCCUGCCACUCUCCCGGAGAACGUGCUCAGGAAGGCACAGGCUGAGCUCGUCAAUUGGAACGGCUCCGGCAUGUCGGUGAUGGAGAUGAGCCACCGUGGAAAGGAGUUUCUAUCCAUUAUCCAGAAAGCAGAGGCAGAUCUGCGGGCUCUCCUCGGCAUCCCCGAUGAAUACGCCGUCCUCUUCCUCCAGGGCGGCGCCACCACACAAUUCUCCGCCGUUCCGCUCAAUCUCUGCUCCCCUGAGGACACCACCGAUUAUAUAGUCACCGGAUCGUGGGGAGACAAGGCUUUCAAGGAAGCCGGAAAGUACUGCAAGCCCAAUCUGAUCUGGUCAGGCAAAUCGGAGAAAUACACCAAGAUCCCGAGCUUCGAGUCUCUAGAACAAUCCUCGAACGCCAGGUAUUUGCAUAUAUGCGCCAAUGAGACCAUUCACGGCGUGGAAUUCAAAAAUUACCCCACGCCCGGAAACCCUAGCACCAUUCUAAUCGCCGACAUGUCGUCGAAUUUCUGUUCGAAACCCGUGGAUGUUUCCAAAUUCGGGAUCAUCUACGCCGGAGCUCAAAAGAAUGUUGGCCCUUCCGGCGUCACCAUAGCUAUAAUCCGGAAAGAUCUGAUCGGAAAUGCACAAGCAUCCACACCGGUGAUGCUGGACUAUAAGAUCCACGCGGAUAACAAUUCAUUGUACAACACUCCCCCAUGUUACGGGAUUUACAUGUGUGGGCUUGUUUUUGAAGAUCUAUUGGGACAGGGAGGGUUGGGAGAAGUGGAGAAGAAGAACAAGAAGAAAGCUGGAAUUCUGUAUGAGACCAUUGAUUCAAGCAAUGGGUUCUACAGAUGCCCGGUUGAGGAAUCAGUGAGGUCAUUGAUGAAUGUGCCCUUCACAUUGGCGAAAUCUGAGUUGGAAGCAGAGUUCAUAAAGGAAGCGGCUGCUGAGAAGAUGGUGCAGCUUAAAGGACACAGGUCAGUUGGAGGAAUGAGAGCUUCAAUUUACAAUGCUAUGCCAUUGGCCGGAGUUGAAAAGCUUGUUGCUUUCAUGAAGGAUUUCCAGGCCAGGCAUGGUUGAUUGAUUGAAUGAUUCAAUAUUGAACAAUAUCCAUUUUUGCAAUUUUGAUUCAAGGUAUUGAAGAACUUUUUGUUUCUUUGGUUUUCCCAGUUCUGGGGUUGAUGCUAAGCAUUGAAUUGAUGAUGUGUUUUGUUUAUCUUAUCUGUUGUUUUUCCAUGUAAAAGCUUAGAAGGUAUGAAUUGGAAGUAUAAGAAAAAGACAUUUGCCUUUGUUGGUCACUUUGUUUUCACUCUUUACCAUUGGAUCCUUGAAUUGUUGAUUACAAAAAUUCAGAAAAUUGUGAAGGAAUGCCAUACCGGUUAAUCUUAACGUGCUUCAGUAAUCAGUAGUCAAUACUGGUUAGGAUCCAAUUAUUACUACAAGUUAAAACAUGAAUAAUUAUACGAAGUAUGAAAUUAUUAAUGUAAAAUUAUACUAAAUGGGACCAAAACAUGGUUAAAACUCCAAAAUAAGACUUCAAGUUUUAAAUUGCAUAAAUGGGACUCCAGAUUAUUCUUUUGCCCUUCUGCAAUUAAAACCCCAAUCUCUCGCCCCCUUCUACUUUUCUCGUUUCAUCGUCCAGUCCGCUUCAUCGAUGCUCUGCCCCCUUCAUCGCUGCUUUCUCCGAUCAACUACAACAAAUCGCAGCAGCUCCGCACAUGCUUUCAAUUCAUCCCAUAGACUGCAGCUCCGCCAUCGGCUAUGGCCUCGCACCAUAGCCGCCGUUGAUCGUAGGUAAUCUCCUCCUCCUUUCUUCCUCCUCUUCUUCUUCUUCUUCUUCUUCUUUUUCUUCUUCUUUUUCUCUUCUUCUAAUCCUCUUCAAAUUUCUGGUCCUCCGUUCUCUUCU
Messenger RNA from Cuscuta epithymum, 2202 nucleotides. Lineage: Eukaryota; Viridiplantae; Streptophyta; Magnoliopsida; Solanales; Convolvulaceae. The record is from the annotation of a GenBank genome assembly.